GGAGCUGAAGCUUAUUAAUCCCCAGCCUUGACAUGAGAUCCCAGUGCAGUUCUGUCAUUGUCAUUGCUAUUCUGGGCUUGAAAAGAGGAGCUCUUCAAGCCUCAUUCUUCCGUCCUCAGGUAGCACUUGUCCUCUCUGCUUUCUCCAAUUCCAAGUGAUCCUGCGAAGAGAAGUUCAUCGUCAAGUAAUGAGCGAGUAGAUCAUGAACCACGAAUUCCGAAGUUGACACUCGAUUGUCCCGUAGCUUUUCGAAUCACGUUGCAAAUUCGACACAAGUGAUCGAAAGCAGCUCCAGCGAGGGAAUCAGACGAGUGCAACCGGUGCGAUCCACUCGUGGACUCUAGCUUGCUCAUGAUGGUCAACAUGGGAGAGAAUUGUCAUCACGUGGCGGUUUCCACGUACAGCCUGCUGCUGCUCGUAGCAUGCAUGAUCGGUAGCACUUUCCAUACUGCUGUGGCUCAAACUGAGACACCCAGCGCUGCUCCGACUCCUCCUGCGGAUGACACCGGCUCGGACCUAUUUCCCAGUCCCGACCCUACAACCACCCUCACUGACGCUGAAAUUCUGAGGUUCGAGCGGGCCGCAACGGAAGACAUGGGCACAUACAACAUCGCCUUCACUACUACGACCGACUAUACACAUUGCAAUAUUCGAGGAUUCUACGAUGCAAAGAAUUUGACCACUCACACUUUGAUAACAAACUGCUUCAAUGAGCUCAGCAACCAAGUGGAAGCGUUAUAUGCUCAAGGUGAGGCGUUUUAUUCCGACGAGUACUACUAUCCGACUGGGUAUCCAUACUGCGCCAUCAAAUGCUUCACCAUCACGGACUCUUCUGCCUUCGCGGUGUCCUCUAAGCAGCUGAGCAUCGUCUCCGCAGCCGCUGCCUCCAUGGUGUUCUUAGCACUGGCCCACUUGUAAGUAUCGAUCAGAUCGUACCUUCGGUGAUCCUCUUUGGCACUGACUACGACUUUCAGCCACUGCAGGCUUCCAAAUUGAGUGACAUCCCACCAUCACUUGAUUCAAGCACGCGCAGAAUGACGACAUCGACUGAGCCCUCGAAGGCUUUAUUGGUCAUCAUACGCUCAGUUUGUAUUACUAGUUGCCAGAACCAUUCCUUCGACAGUCCAUUGGAUUCUUUCGAUAGAUAAUUGAACGUAGUUGUGAUCGGGAUCACGAGUCAGAAUCGGCUUCAGAAUUAAAGCUUAUCGAAAGUAAGGACUCAACAAAGGGAGCUCUUUCAGUGUGUACAGAUUCAUCACACGCUUGCAGCAUUGACAGGUCUAUACGCAGUGCCUGAUCAUUGUACCGUGAUCUUGAAUACAGUGAGCAAAUAUGAACGAAGUCGUCGAGGUUUAUGACGACGAAUGAAUUUUUCUCUGUGUAGCUUUGUUGUGAUCUAAUUUACCAUUCAUUUUAUAAAUUUAAAUAAAAAUUCAUUCAAACCC
Marchantia polymorpha subsp. ruderalis is the source of this 1445-nucleotide messenger RNA. The record is from the annotation of a GenBank genome assembly. NCBI's taxonomy places the organism in Eukaryota, Viridiplantae, Streptophyta, Marchantiopsida, Marchantiales, Marchantiaceae.